GGAUUUUUGAAAAUUUGUCAAUAAUGGUUAAGAUAUUGAAAAUUUUGAGUUAUAAUGAUAUAAAUAACUUCUGUAGCUGUACGCUCACACAUUCUGAAUUAUUUUCCAUUUAGAGUAUUUAGAUUCAUAGUUCAAUAUGUUCAAAGAGUACUUCAAGUAUUAUAAGUCAAGAAAACCUCCACCCUCCUUGAAAGAUGUAAUGGAUUUCGAAGAUAUUCCUAAAUGGUACUUGAGUUUUAAAGUAAAAGAGAUCAGUGGCUCCUUGGGAGUCAGUGAUAGGUUAAACAAUGGGCUGAAAGAUCCAAAUACCUGGAAAAUUUAUGAAUUGAUUGAUCAUCCGGGUUUGAUCUUCAUUGAGAAUCCAUUUACAGCCCUUGGUCAAAGAUAUUGGACUGUGCGUUGCCUUAGAGACUUUCCGUUUCCUCCAAACAAAACGAAUUUGAAGGAAAAGUUUGAUUUGAAAGUUUAUGAUCAGUUGGAACUCAAGUUGAGAUGGACAACAUUGGGAUAUCAUCAUAAUUGGGAUACUAAAGUUUAUUCAGAAGAUGACAAGAGUGAGUUUCCCGAGGAUCUAGCUGGGUUAUCUGAAAUUAUCGCCAAAAAACUAGGAUAUAAUAAGUUCAAACCAGAGGCUGCUAUUGUAAACUAUUAUUAUUUUAAUUCGACUCUGUCAGGGCACACUGAUCACUCUGAACAAAAUCUAGAGGCUCCACUUUUCUCUUUUAGUUUUGGUCAGUCUGCUAUAUUCUUGAUAGGAACAGAAUCAUUUGAUGAUAAACCGACUCCGAUUCUAUUGAGAAGUGGGGAUAUAGUAAUAAUGACCAAAACUUCACAUCUCAGUUAUCAUGGUGUGCCAAAAAUUCUAGAGGAUAAGGGUUAUCCAAAAUGGGGUGACGUAGACUCUACUGAGGAUUUUGAUGAUUAUAAUAAUGUACUUGGGACUUGUUUCGAUGGAAACUUGUGGAUGCCUUAUGAGAAAUUUUUGAGAAAUAGUAGAAUAAACAUGAAUGUCAGACAAGUCCUGAAUGACACACAGCAAUCGUUGAGUCCUGGCUGAAGUGGACAAGCAUGGCCUAAGUGAGGUGCCCAGAAGAUGGAAAUGCAGAGCAGGGUGUAGGAGAGGAAGACUUUAAAAUUCAUCGAAAUGGAAUGAGAUGUCUUUAUCAAAAAUUGAAUCUAAUAAAAAGUCUUGAGAAUUAA
Molecule: messenger RNA, 1200 nt
Organism: Coccinella septempunctata (seven-spotted ladybird)
Lineage: Eukaryota; Metazoa; Arthropoda; Insecta; Coleoptera; Coccinellidae
Gene: AlkB
Product: nucleic acid dioxygenase ALKBH1
Exons: 3
Coding region: 137-1057 (306 amino acids)
Biological process (GO): oxidative RNA demethylation
Cellular component (GO): nucleus; cytoplasm
Molecular function (GO): oxidative RNA demethylase activity; broad specificity oxidative DNA demethylase activity; ferrous iron binding
Source: RefSeq, a predicted model, not a curated record